Molecule: messenger RNA, 2603 nt
Organism: Drosophila biarmipes
Lineage: Eukaryota; Metazoa; Arthropoda; Insecta; Diptera; Drosophilidae
Gene: Leash
Product: arrestin domain-containing protein 17
Exons: 3
Coding region: 470-2044 (524 amino acids)
Biological process (GO): protein transport
Cellular component (GO): cytoplasm
Source: RefSeq, a predicted model, not a curated record
AGAGCUGCAGCUACACAAAAGCGUAACUCUCGGAUCUCGUAAAUUUAUAAGAAAUUUAAUUAUCCAACCCGCCCGCGGUCGGCAGCAAUCGAAUCAAAUUGGCCCGGGGUGUGCGACAAACACUUGUGGGUCACUGCAAAUUGCUAGCCAUCUAGCUAGCCGAAGAACUGGCCGCAGUCAGCGCGAAAAGCUUCCGCUCCCCGCGCGCAGUGUGUGUAGUAAAACUAAAUCGUACGCCGUAAAUCGUAAAUCGUGAAUCGCUGUGGUUGUGGUCGAGUGCGUGUGGUGGUGCUGCUGUUCUGCAUAUACCUCAGGGUGGUGCGCGCGGUCAUCGGCGGUGCACUGCAUCCGCGCUCCUAUGUGGCGGCAUUUUGAUGACGAAAUUAUUUUUGGAUAAGUGUUUGAUGAGCGUGGCCAAACCGGAGGAGUCAUCACCAUCAGCGGCAGCGGCGGCGGCGGCGGCAGAAGAAUGGAGAGCGAGCGGUUGCGAAUCACGCUGGACAGCGCGGAUCGGGUUUACUUUGCGGGCGACAUAAUUCGCGGAGAGAUCUGGAUGAACGUGAGCAAGCGCACCAAAAUACGCGCGAUCAAGGUGCAGGUCACCGGCAAGGGCAAGUGCAAGUGGAUGGAGAUCCUGCGCAAGAACUCGAACAACAACGAGUACUCCCGCAGCCUGUUCUACACCAGCAAGGAGGUGUACGAGCACAGCGAAACUCCCCUCCCAGACUUCGAGCCACGUGGCCUGGAGCUCUCGCCCGGGGAGCAUACGUUCAUCUUCGAGGUGGCGCUGGGUCGCCAACUCCCCUCGAGCUUUAAGGGCAGCUAUGGCGGCAUCAAGUACAAGAUGCGCGUGCUCAUCCAGCGGCCGUGGACCUUCGAUGAGCGGCACACGAUUCCGUUCACCGUGGUGAAGAACAUGCCGCUGCAGCCCUCGCAACGCAGUAUUCCCAGUUCGCUGGAGAAGCAGGUGACCAAGACGAUCAGCUUGUUUGGCACACGGCCCAUCACCUUGCUGGCCCUUUUGCCGGAGGACUUUGCGGUGCGCGGCGAGCCGCUGAGGAUUUGCGCCACUGUGAUCAACAACAGCACCACCGCCGUGGAGAAGCUGCGCUUCAGUGUCCUCCAGUAUGUGACCUACUACAGCCAUGUGCCGCUGCGGGUGCAGAAGGUGGAGUGCAUUGCGGUGGCCACCAAGGAGACGGGCUCGGUGCAAAAGAAGACCGAGCGCAGCUUUGCCCACGAGCUGCUGCUGCCCGAAGGCGCCCAGCCCACGGAUGAGCAGAUGAGCGGCGUUAUUACCAUCGUUUACGAGCUGCGCGUAGAGGCAGUGCUGCGGGGAUUCUUCAAGAACCUGAUCCUGAAUCUUCCCUUCAAGGUGUACUCGCAGGAUACGUCGAACAGGCUGAAUUCGAUGCGUCCGCCGCCUCCACCACGGCCCAACGACGGGCCACCCGGUCCGGAUGCGGGCUCCGGCAAUCCCUUUGAGCCCGCCCUGCCGGUCUAUCCCUCGCUGGACUCCUCCAUCGGCUCGCCCUCGCACUCCUCGCAGUUCAGCGAGUGCAGCUCCAUCAACUCGAUAACCUCGGACUCGUCGGCGGCCACUCUGAGUCCCGCCGUGGGCGGAGGAGCCGGCGGCAUGGAGCUUUCCUACACCUCGGGCUCGCAGUCCUCGCAGUAUGGAAGUCCCUCGGCCAGGACCAGUCUGCGCAGCUCCAAUGUGCCCUACAUGCCGUACCCGUCCAGUCCCCUGAUGGUGCAGUCGUAUCCGCCACCACACGUGCCCGCCUACCCGAUGCCGGAGUCACCGCAGUACUCGCUCCUUGCCCUGACACCACCGCCGACUGGAGCCGCUCCUGCGACAGCCAAUGGAGCAGUAGGAGGUGGAGGUGGCGGAGGAGCAGCACCGGGCUACAGCCAACUGCCAUCCACCUCGACCUCAGCCUCGUUUCUUCAGCCUCGCCAGGCUCCUGGAGCCCAUGAGUUGCCACCUUCCUACGAAGAGCUCUUUGGCUUGGCCAACGCCCCUCCUGGAACUCCAAAGUAGGGAGCGAUCGACAGUCUCGAGCAGCCACCCAGUUACGUCCAAGCUUUGCCUAGACAUAGAGCUUCAGGUUUACUUUAUAGUGUUAUAGAGUAUCAAAAUAUCGAAUAUAUCUUAGAACGGCUACGCUUCGAGCACAAACCAUUUGCAAUUUGUGCACAAAUCAAGCGCACUGUGUAACUACCAAGAAUUCAUUUGAUUCGGCUUUAAUCUUCCAUCCAAAAGUUAUCUUUUUGAUGUAAAUUAUUAUUUAUUUGCACUGAGUUUAAGUUGUUUUGGAUAAGGCAAAUAGUUUCUUAAACUUGUCAAAGUAAGAUAUUGAAAAUCUUGUACAACUGAUUUUCUUCAAGUAUAAUCGAAAACAAGAGGUUACAUAAAUAAUUGUUUUACACAUGUGCUUAUUUUUUCUUGUUUCAUUUGCGCAUAUUUUAGUGACUUAUUUACACAUUGCUAAAUGUUGUUUUUCAAUAAUGUUUCACAAUCAGCUGUUUGCGUACUACUUAUAAUAAUGUUUAUGAUCUUGACAAUAAACAGGACAACUUAUUUGCCUUCUCCACUUAAA